Thermothelomyces thermophilus ATCC 42464 is the source of this 2419-nucleotide messenger RNA. RefSeq lists its product as uncharacterized. The transcript is spliced from 2 exons. NCBI's taxonomy places the organism in Eukaryota, Fungi, Ascomycota, Sordariomycetes, Sordariales, Chaetomiaceae. Bases 322 to 2109 code for a protein of 595 amino acids. The record is from RefSeq and is a predicted model, not a curated record.
CGCGCUUGCAACGGCAAAUAGCACAGUUAAAAUACUAGUGAAUUUCCCCCCCCUUAUUUUCGAACGCCUCCCUGUACGGAAAAUUCAGCGUGCGGAACUGUAGGAGGGUCCCCGGCACCAAUUUACGACGCCAAUUAGCACGGCCGAAGCACGACACCCAACCAGCUCGCGCCUGCGCCGCCCUGUUCCCUGACUCGAGAUUCCUCCACCCCGUGCCCUCUCGCUUCGAACCAACACUGGUCGAAGAUUUGGCUGCUCUGCCAUGGUCGUCCCACAACCGCCAGACGAUUGACAUCGAUACAUAUUCCCUUGGGAGGAACCAUGGAUUCGCUGUGUGCAACGACCUCCAUCGACGACGGCGGGAGCAUCCAUGCCGAGUCCCUCACGAUCGACACCCACGUUACUCGAGCUGCGCGAACCCAAUCAAUACACCAAGAGGAUGACGGCCACGCGACCGUCGAACUCGUCUCAAUCAUGGCAACAGCCUCCAAUCCGGUGUCCCCAGGGUCGCCUACUCCGCCGCUGGCCCAGGCUCGAAGACAGGAUUUCAUACCUCCCACCCGUCCGAGUAGCACGCCGUUUCCCCAGCCAGAGCCGCGCAGUACCGAGUUGCGCUGCGUCAGCCGCCCAACGAGCCAGGUUUUAGACCCCGAUGCUCCGGAUCCCGCCGACGCCCCCAAACUACCGUUGGUUGGGACAAACGUUGACACCAGCCUCAAUGAUCUCCCGACCGAAAUACACGAAUGCAUUCUCGACCAUCUGUUCGGGUUCCGGGUUUCAGCAGGGUCCAAAAGCUCCAUAACUCGCUGGGGCACCGCGCUGCGGCAUCCGCGACGAAGAGAACUGUCCGAGCUUUCACUUGUGAGCCGGGAAUGGAGGAUACUGAUACAGGAGCGGCUGUACCGGCACAUCAAGUUGAAGGCGUCGCUCGAGUCGCUCAAGAGCGCAAUGGCUUAUUUUGCGGCCCAUCCUCAUCUGCGACCCUACGUCAAACACAUCGAGAUAUGGUUUCCCGUGUUCCACCCCAAGUACAGGCCACUGGCGCUGUCCAAUGCGAACACGCUCCCCACCGUUACCCCGGACGGUCUGACGACGGCGUCUUACGUGCUGCCAAUGGAUAAUUGUUCCCUGGAGGAGGUGUUCUAUUUCGUGGCGGAGUCGCUCCCGGAAGUCUGCAUCUUGACCUUGGAGGGAGGGGAACGCAAAAAGGCGCCGAAAGUGAGACACUGGAUCCGCGAUGCCAGCCAGCACAGGGUCCGGGCGAUGCCGAAAGUCCACUCGGUCCGCACGCUCAUCUGCAAGGGGCAGUGGAACCUAAUCAGGGGGGAGGAGGACUUCGAAACCAUCAUGUCGGCCCUGCCCAAUCUGCAGGAGUGGCAUGGCUCGUACAGCAAGCCAAAGUCCAAGAGUUAUCUCACCAUGGCCGACAUCCUUGUGAAGCCCAUGCGGCUGUCCAGUCUCGAUCUCUGCAUCGAGGGGGACUACCGCCGCGAACUGUCGUUCCCGCCGUAUUUUCUUAAGGUAUCGAAUAGGCUGCACUUUUGCUCACGGCUGGCCGCGGGCGCCGCGUCGCCCUUCCUGGAACACAUCUCGUACACGGGCAGGGUGUGCAAGCAGUUCUUCAUUGACCUGAUGGCGAAGCACAAGGACCCGAGGAACUCGCGCCUCAAGUCGAUCGAUCUCACGGUGAAGAACUGCUGCCGCCAGGUGGCGCACUGGAACGAGUCCGGGUCGGGGAUCACGGACAUGAACUUCAUCAACGCGUUUGAGGAGCUCGUCAUCGCCGGCAUCCGGGCGCUGGGAAGACUCAAGUCGGUUGAGUAUCUUCGCAUCCGCUACGUUGAUCUUGACACACCGUACCCACCACUGAAUCCUCACUUUAUUCUCCGCAACGGGCGGUGCUCAGGCGUCUGGAGUGACAGCAUCAUCUCCGAGAUGAAUCGCGCCAGACCCAACGCUCGCUUCGAGGAACUCUCCGAGUCGUUUGGCGAGGUCGGGUACCAGAAGGACGGGAGGAUGACCUUCAUCCCGGAGUUUCCCGCCUCGAGGCCGAUUUCCCUCAAGUUGUCCAAUUACGCGCUUCUGGAUGCGGCAAUGUCAAUUUCGUGAGGGUGGCCUUGACACCGGCCGCGGCCCGAAGGUCUCUCCGAGGCCAUGCAGGAUCUGAUGCCCAACGUGAUGGACAACAGUACAUUACUAUCGGGGCUCUAAUUUCCCACUGUCAUUCCCUUGUUGGUUGUGCGUGUUGUCGGCGGUAUGGAAAGCGAUGAUAGAUGGGGGCGUUCUGGGUUUGAAAUUUUUGUGCUACGGCUGGCCCAGAUGGUUUUCGUAUCUGCUUGUCACUCUUGAAAUUGGGGAAUGGCGUUAUCGAUCUGUGUUGAGGUCAUGCGAGUUUGGGGGAGCCUGGCGCGGAUGAUAA